CCAAAAAAGUGAAAACCUAUAUUUACCUGCUUCGAUUAUCGAAUCAAAAUUGCACCUGAAGCACUGACAUUGUGUUCUACUUGGUUUUGCCACGAAUUGACUGUCAGUGAUGGAGAUUGGGUCACACUCUGAUCAGAGUAAAUCAACAUUUUGUCUGGUGGAUGAGGAUCAUACAUUUGCCAAUCCUGUCCGAUUCACCCUAAAUCAAGAUCCAAGAGUGACAUUUUGCGGGUACAGCAUUCCUCAUCCUUCAGAUAAUCGUGUAAAUAUCAGAGUCCAGACAACAGGGGAUCCGGCAAAAGAGGUGUUAAAAGAUGGAUGCCAGGAACUGAUGCAUGUGUGCCAGCAUGUUAGGGGAACUUUUGAUAAAUCUGUGAAUGAUUUUAAAAGGACCAAAACCAAUACUGAACAGAAUAUGGAUACAAAAUAAAGUCUGCUUUAGACUAUUUAUAAUUUGGAUACUGACCUGGCUGUGUAUUGUUGGUCUUAGUUUAGUCUAUAAGCAUUGGCAAAUGUUGGAGGGUUAAGGAAAUAAAAGUAGAUUUGUUAUUAUUAUUAUUUAAGAAACAAAACAUUUAUUGCAUUUUGAAUUAAAGUAUUUAAUUUGAUUUAUUUAAUGCCCUCAGGCUACUUUCUUGCAAGACCCAUGAUCAAUUU
Molecule: messenger RNA, 657 nt
Organism: Cajanus cajan (pigeon pea)
Lineage: Eukaryota; Viridiplantae; Streptophyta; Magnoliopsida; Fabales; Fabaceae
Biological process (GO): transcription elongation by RNA polymerase I; transcription by RNA polymerase III
Cellular component (GO): RNA polymerase I complex; RNA polymerase III complex
Molecular function (GO): DNA binding; protein dimerization activity
Source: RefSeq, a predicted model, not a curated record